This is a messenger RNA of Capsicum annuum, 2189 nucleotides long. RefSeq names its product calcineurin B-like protein 7. Gene Ontology annotation, biological process: calcium-mediated signaling. Lineage: Eukaryota; Viridiplantae; Streptophyta; Magnoliopsida; Solanales; Solanaceae. The coding region runs from base 886 to 1572 and encodes 228 amino acids. The transcript is spliced from 10 exons. The record is from RefSeq and is a predicted model, not a curated record. Gene Ontology annotation, molecular function: calcium ion binding; kinase binding.
AAUUAGUCUUCCACAGUACAGUGACCCUCCUUCACACCCAUAGAACGGAUCCAUGAUUUAAACUUUACAUUCAGAAUAUGUUGGGGACUUAAUAAUCAUUUGAGUAUUAUAGGAUUCGAAAAUUUUCAUUUGUAUAUACUAUUUAAAUGGUAUGAACUUUUGGUGCUGUGCAACAUUCCUCCUUCAUUACCUAUAGUUCUUCUUUGUCAUGUCUUUUAUGAGUCAUCUGUCAUCUUUACCCUUUACAGCUUAAACAAUCAUAUAAAUAAAUAAUACAUAUAUAGAUUUCAAGAAAGUUACAUAUAUCUGUGCUCUUAGUUGUAAACUUGCUCUUUCACAAUUUAACCAGCAAUGCAACAACAUUAAUUACUAGACUUUUCGUAAUGGUAAUAAUCAUUUUAUACAUAUGUCCCAUCUGAAUUUGUUGGAAGGAGAGCUUUGGAUUAACUGAUAAAGUUGUUGUCAUGUGACCAAGAGGUCACACGUUCAAGCUGUGGAAACAAACUCUUGCGGAAAGGCAGGGUAAGGCUGUCUGUAGUCCUGCCCUCCCCUAACUUUAGUGCCCUCAGUCCCAUAUGAAUUUGUGACUUAAAUAAUGUUCCUUUGCUAGUUGCAUUUGGGCCCUUAAACUUUGGUCUCUCCAAAUGCAAACAAGCUUUCUAUCUGUAUUUUAGUUCCAUACAUAUCAGUAGCUCAGUUUAUCUGGCGAGGAAGAGAAGGAUCUCUUUGCAUUGUCACGAACACACGGCUAAGCGAAAACAGAAUGUUAUAGUGCUGCUGAAGAAAUAAGGUGCAGGUUUUGAAGUAAGCUUUUGGUGCUGUUCAAUGAAGUUUAACGAUCUUGGAUAUAUUGUUCAUUAACAACAUUUUAUUGUUCGUCUUUUGAUGGGCUGCUUUCACUCAAAAAUCUCCCGACACAGUACCCCUGGUUACGAGGAGCCAACCGUGCUUGCUGCUGAGACAGCUUUUACGGUGAGUGAAGUUGAAGCAUUAUAUGAGCUGUUCAAGAAAAUAAGCAGCUCUAUAAUUGAUGAUGGACUAAUUCACAAGGAAGAAUUUCAGCUGGCAAUUUUCAAGAAUCAAAACAGGAGAAAUCUUUUUGCAGACAGGAUUUUUGAUCUAUUUGAUUUCAAGCACAAUGGAGUGAUUGAAUUUGGAGAAUUUGUCAGAUCAUUGAGCAUAUUCCACCCAAAUGCACCGUUAGCCGAUAAAAUUGCAUUUGCCUUCAGGCUGUAUGAUCUAAGGCAGACUGGUUAUAUUGAGAGAGAAGAGGUAGAUGUUUCAUCAGCACCUCUGAAAGAGAUGGUGUUGGCGCUGCUGAAUGAAUCGGACUUGGUCCUUUCAGAUGAUCUAGUGGAAAUGAUCGUAGAUAAGACAUUUGAUGAAGCAGAUAAAAAGAGUGAUGGAAAGAUAGAUCAAGAUGAGUGGAAGGAGUUUGUUUCAAAGAAUCCAUCUCUUCUAAAGAAUAUGACCCUUCCAUAUCUAAAGGAUAUUACUUUAGCAUUUCCUAGCUUUGUGAUUAGCUCUGAGGUUGAAGAUUUGGAAGUCCAGGCUCAUGCUAAUACCAGAUAGCACGCGUAGUUGAAUGUCAUAUGUAUUAUCAGAUGAUCUCUACCAAACUGGCCGGAGAUACAACAGAAAUGCAAGGGAUCAAGAAUCAGAAAGACAUCAAAUUUUGCAUUAAAAUUUUUGGAAGUUGGCUACACAAGAUUGAACUUAAGAGGCAUGCAGAAAAUCAGUUUUGUUGCAAUCUCCAAAUGGCUUCAGCAGGAUGUACUACUUUUAAAAUAUCUACCUAGUCAACUGGAGUUAGAAACUAAGCAAGGUAGUAUUGCUCAUAUUUCAUAUUGAAAUUGAAGUUUUGUUGAAAUCUCAUAAACAAACAUGAAUUUCGAAUUUGAAGUCCAAAUUUCAUGGCCGAACAUGCCCUAUAUAUAGUUCUUCAAAAUCUCAUCGCGCUAGGCUAUUUGACGUGGCUUGUUCCAAUUUUUCUCACUUCUCAGGUACUUACAAGAUCUAUGCCUCUAUCAUGUAUAAUCUUUGAGAAACAGCUUUUUCUGUGAUGAAGAUGUAAUUUUUUUGGUUAAAUAGUGAGUAGUAAAGAUGUAAAAGCUGUGUUAAUAUUCAGUAAUGUUGAUUUGCUGAACUUUUGAGUUAGUUGAUGUUUUAGAAGAAAGUUUAUAAUGCUA